AUUUAAGUAGAGUACGUAGACCCAAUGUGUAAUUAUUCCUGUCGUACGAUAUGGACGUCUCCAUUCUGCUGCUGUGUCUGUUCUUGCAGAUCGUCGAUGGUGUUUUCGAUGAUGAUGAUAUCGACAAAGAAAUUAAAAAGAAACUGUCAGUGAUGGAGGGAGAUUCUGUUACUCUACGCACCGGUGUUAAUGAAAUAGAGAGAGAUGUUCACAUAAUAUGGACGUUUGAAUCACAAAACGCCCACAUUGCUGACAUUUAUUCUAGCGUAAAUGCUAUACCUAGUUAUGUUAACAAUGAAAUAUUCAGAGACAGACUACAGGUGAACUUCACAACUGGAUCUCUGACCAUCAGAAACAUCAGAAUCACAGACAACGGAACUUAUCGUCUAGAUAUCGUCGAUCCCAAUCACACUUCCGGUCUCACCAGCAGAGCGACAAAAACUGUAUUUAGUGUCAUUGUUUAUGCUCGCCUGCCCAUCCCUAUCAUAAAAGACACAAACUGCUCUUUAUCAUCAGAAGGUACAUUCAUGUCCAAAUGUGUGCUGCUGUGUUCAGUGGAGAAUGUGAGUGAUGUGACUCUCUCCUGGUAUGAAGAAAGUUUAUUGUCCAGCAUCAGUGCCUUUAAUUUCAGCACCAGUCUCUCUCUGCCUCUGGAGGUGGACUAUCAGGAUAAAAACAUCUACAGUUGUGUGAUCAACAAUACUAUCAGCAAACGUUACACACAUCUGGAAAACUUUGUAAUAUGUCCAGCAUCUCCACUACCCUUCUAUCUUUUAGCACUGAUUCCAGUUUUUCUGGUAGUUGGAAUAAUUAUCUACUGGAUUUAUAGGAAGCAAACACAAGGGGGAUGUUGUUGUUGUAAACACCAAGUGUUGUAACAUGAAGUGGGAAUCCAGAAGUCCACUAGUUCCGUGCUGAAUAUACCAUCUGUAGGUUGCACAGGCACAACUUUAUGGGUUUUUAAUUUUCACUGUUCAAUUUCAAUUCUAAAUGAAACAACCUUCAUUGCACUUGUGCAAUUUCUGCUCAGCUUUUUUCAUGGCUUAAAGUUCAGGGAUCAGGGUCAUCAGUAUUUUAACAAUUUUUGCAUAUUUUAGCCCUAUUUUACUCAUGAAUUUUUUUUUUUUUUUUUUUUUUUUUUUUUUUUUUGUGUAAUACUAAUUGUCACAUGUUCAAAUAUUCCACUUGGUGGCAGCAAAAGCUAAUUGAAAUGCUUUGUCUAUUUUGGUUUAGAAAAGACUUUAGAAAAAACUUAUAAACUGCACUUAAUACCGGUACUAAAUACGUGAAUGUUGGAAGUUUUACAUGAUUGCAAUUUGGGAAGCCAUAUAAUGAGCCUGCAUUGUUAAUAUGGGAUGGGACAGGUGUGACGCAGUUUGCUGGCAAACAUUUUGCAAUUCAAAACCAGUGACAAAACAGGAUCAAGCAUUGGCCAUAAGGAAGUCAACGGAAUGAUGCUGCACACUAGGAUUAAACACUGCAAGCCAGUGUCAUCACUUUCAACCGCAGUGUUACGUUUGCUGUGAUUGUUCUAGACUGUUUGUUCUGCCUCAAGUCAUGUUCUGUGGAGUACCGGCCCCGAGUGUUCUCAGUAGUUGUUUCCCAAUAGGGAUACAUCCUUCGAAGGCCGCGAAGGUUGGACCGAGCGUUGUUAAAUGCGACAGUCCAGUCUACCUAGCUGGUGUCACUGACGAGCGGCAGUAAUGUUUGUCCAGGACUUUUUAAACAGUUAACUGCCUAAAAACAAAACAGCAUCCAAGCUUGUCUAAAUACGUUCACAGUGGUCAAUUUAUGUACAUAAUAAAGAGUAUAAUCUAUAUAAAAUCACAUCUUGGUAAGAUAUAAGUCAACAUUUGAACUGCUUUAUAUUACUUUUUACAUUGUAAAAAUGUCAAAUGUAAACACCUCACU
Messenger RNA from Labeo rohita (rohu), 1911 nucleotides. RefSeq lists its product as uncharacterized. NCBI's taxonomy places the organism in Eukaryota, Metazoa, Chordata, Actinopteri, Cypriniformes, Cyprinidae. Bases 51 to 878 code for a protein of 275 amino acids. The transcript is spliced from 7 exons. The record is from RefSeq and is a predicted model, not a curated record.